AUGGCGGACGUGAAGGACUUGAAAUUGUAAGUUAUUUCGUCGAUUAUAGGUUAUUUACUCCUUAAAGUAAACCGUUAGAUGGAGUAAUUUUGAACAUUUUUAUAAUCAAAUGUUUUAGGGAAAUAUCUGUGCCUUUUUGCACGGAAACUGAAGCGCAAAUUGCCUGCAAUUCCCUCUCUGUUGAUCCAGAGCCGAAGCGUGGAGGUGUCAAGAAAGAACUUCUGGUGAAGGGAAAUGUGUUACAAGCGUGAGUAUUUCCUUGUUUAAUUAAAAUGUGGUGUGAUUUCCUCAGUUCUGUGAGGUCCCGUCUAUGUCCCAUCGGCGCAGCUUUGGUUGAUUUGAUCAUGCCUCAAGCCCUAUUUUUGACGUUUCCAAUUUGGUCCCAAUAGAGGCUAAAAAAAAUUUCAAUGAGAUGAUACCACGUGCUCACUAAAUGACUUAUUUUUUCGAUAUUUUUUUUGUUUUUAAUUUCUGAUCUAAUGACCUUUACUAGGAAUUUAACCAUGCCUUCACUGUGUUAAUAAGAUACUCUUUUCAUCAUUGAAAUGUUAUUGUAUUUACAUAUUUCAUUGUUACAAUUAAGGCAAGGCAAGCGUACCUCCCAAUAUUCUAUUAAUGGAUUGAUUAUUUGAAAAAUGAAUCCGUUAGUCGUUCCCAAAACUAGUGUCAAAUUCAAAUUGACAUUCCUGCAUGCAUCAUGAGCAAUGAAUAUUUUACGAGAACUUCUCUGUAUUAGGUCAGAUUGAAAAUCUUUGAAUGGGUUUAAUAAAUUUCUUAAAAGACAUUUGCAUCAAAUUCAGGGAAACUUAUCUGGUAGAAUUUUUUGUAACUGAAUCACGUGUGAAUUCACCGCUUAUUAUGCAUGCAAGAAUGCAUAGACGAAUCUGAAAUGUACAACUACCAAGGGAUUCAACCUUCGAAUAAUAAAUUCAUUAAUGAAAUCUUGGGGGUACACUUCACCUGGCUUGAAUGUAAUUCCCAUUUUCACCCCUUGCUUUGUUGCACACAAUAAAGAACUUCAAUUAUUCCCAAUUUUAAACAGGUCCAUGUCAUCUUCUGAAGCCAAAACACUGAGAGUUUGUGCCAACUCAUUUCUCGACCAUUUAUCUUUGGUUGUGGAGACAAUUGAAGCAUUUGGACCACCAAUGGAAGAGUCGUGA
Molecule: messenger RNA, 1160 nt
Organism: Porites evermanni
Lineage: Eukaryota; Metazoa; Cnidaria; Anthozoa; Scleractinia; Poritidae
Source: the annotation of a GenBank genome assembly